AUGGAUUUCAGUUCCUCAUCAGUGUUUGAUCAGCACAGAGGUGAUGCAGCAGAAGAGGGUGACUUGUCUGUGGUUUACCAAGCAGCAGCUAGUGGCGAUGUGAGCACACUAACUGCAGUGAUUCGAGAAGAUCCUUCCAUCCUGGAGUCCUGUGACAGUGAGGGUUGCACACCUUUGAUGCAUGCUGUGUCAGGACGCCAGGUUGAUACAGUGAAGCUUCUGUUGAAGAUGGGAGCCAAUAUUAAUACUCAAGAUGCUUGUGGACGUACCAGUUUAUGUCUGGCAACUUAUCUGGGCUGGCUGGAAGGCUGUAUCAGCCUGAUCAGAAACGGUGCUAAGCAGAACAUACCUGACAAAAACGGGAGGUUGCCACUGCAUGCUGCUACUGCAGAGCCUGAUGUGAGGCUUCUGAACGUGCUUCUGCAGAAGUCAAAUCUAAAUGAAAUUAAUCAUCAGGACAAUGAGGGAAUGACUUCACUCCACUGGGCUGCUUUCCACGACAGGCCCCAGCACACCCAGACUCUGCUGCACAGGGGAGCAGACCUCACUCUGGUGGACAAAGACCUCAAAACAGCUCUGCACUGGGCAGUACAGAGUGGCAACAGGGUUCUGUGUUCCAUCAUUCUAGACCACUACCAGGGACCAUCAAUAAUAAACUACGAUGAUGAGAAUGGCAAAACAUGUAUGCACAUUGCUGCUGCUUCAGGCUACAGUGAUAUUAUUAGUGAGCUGGCUAAAGUCCCGGAGUGCAACCUGCAGGCCCUUGAUGUGGAUGAGAGGACGCCUUUGCACUGGGCUGCAGCAGCAGGGAAAGCUGACUGUGUGCAGACACUGCUAGAGCUGGGGAUAGAAAGCAACCCUCGAGACAUCAAUGAAAACACUCCUCUGACAUACGCAAUGUACUGUGGGCAUACAGCAUGCAUCAAUCUGCUGUCUCAGGAGAACAGUAGAUCUGAGCCAGUUCGACAGUUUCCCUCCCAGAACAACAGACCCCCAAAGAAAGAAGGACGAUUCAGUAUACUGAACCACAUCUUCUCUUUCAAAAAGAAUAAAAAUGACCAAAAAAGCAGUCAGAAGGAGAAAAGCAGAGACCGAUAUCCUAGAGAAGAGAGGUCAGACGUAGAUGACAUCAUCACCACUUUUGAUUGCAUUAUGGACACAAACUGCAAAGACAAGCGCAUUACCACCAUUGGCUUUAAAAGAAGAAGCACAGACACUAAGUAUCUCGUACCAGAAAAGAAGCAGCCAGAGUGUGAGGGACUUCUGCCCAUUAGAACCCAGACUCUUCCUCCAAUCACUGUGGGCAAUUCCUUCCUAACUGCUUCCCGGAGCACAUCAACCUUCUCGUCCAGCACCAGCACCCGCUAUAUUGCACACAAGUCUUUAAAGAGACAGAAUGAACACAACUUGCUGGGCCCCAGAAGCAGCUGCCAGGCUUUGUUGGAUGCUCCCUGGAACACAGACUCUAACCGGCUACUCUCCGACAAAGCCUGCACUAGGACUCCUUCAGACAAACUGAUAAAUGGCUUAAACUCUGAUAGAUCUCACCGUGUGCGUGUGUGCCCUUCCCAUCUUCCCUCACUUCCCAGUUCUCCAUCCGGUAAAAAUUUUCAAAAGAUGUCCACAGACCAACCCAAAAUAAAAAAUAACACUCCUGUACAGAACAGCCUAGCUCCCAUACCCAACUGCUGUGCUCACAAAAUUCAGCUGCCAUCUCAGGGUGCUAAGAAGUUUAAGUCCCUGCCUUUAAAUUCCCCAAGGACUGGUGCAGUUAUUCUCCCACCAGCCUCAACCUCCAGAUCCCAGAAAAGGGGGCAUUCUCAGAGUCAUUUGCUCUAUCCCAUCUUGCCUGGUCUUUCAGGAGAGCCUCUGAAACCAAGCUGUGUCCUACCUGCUAUCCCAAGCCAGAAGAGAUCUAACCCUGCAGAAGAGCUUCAGAAUUCUCUCACCAAACCAGAUGCUUAA
Molecule: messenger RNA, 1965 nt
Organism: Nestor notabilis (Kea)
Lineage: Eukaryota; Metazoa; Chordata; Aves; Psittaciformes; Psittacidae
Gene: ANKRD55
Product: ankyrin repeat domain 55
Exons: 11
Coding region: 1-1965 (654 amino acids)
Molecular function (GO): protein binding
Source: RefSeq, a predicted model, not a curated record